UGGAAGAGGGUUUUCAUGCAUAAAUCUUUUUAUUUAUUUUCCCCAAAUUAAAUUAAAUAUUCCUUCUUCUCUUCGGACAUUUUUGUUUCGGUUCUGUAUCCUCCACGGCGGCGUCGAAGACCUAAACCUCAGACUCAGCAGCUUCCAUCAAAUCUCCAAUGGAGACUGAAGCUAAGAAGGAAGCUCCAGCUUUCGUAUUAUACGAUGCUCUUCCUCCACUUGAUGCCAAUCACUCUCCAUCAGCGCACGACGAUUCUCACAACUACUCUGUUUUCCGCAACGAGAUCUCUGACUCAACCGUCGAUACAGCGCCGGUGGAAUCAGACACGGUCGACUUCUUCUCACUUGACGUCGAUGCAGAGACGAACGAGAACGACGUCGGGUUUGUAACUCCGGUGGUCGUGACAUCAAAGAAGAGCAGAAAGAGGAAGAAAGACAAAGAAGAUGCUGAGGAUGAAGAACCGAGGUUAGAGACUACUAACUGGUUUAACGAGAACAGCUGUUCCAAGAUCCCAAUGCUUCAGUUACAUAAAGAGAUAGUAGACUUCUGCGAGUUUCUGUUACCAACUCGAGAGGAGAAAGCACAGCGUGAUGAAGCGAUGGAUAGUGUGAGAAGUGUGAUUCAGUAUAUCUGGCCGAGUUGCAAGGUAGAAGUUUUCGGAUCAUACAGGACAGGGCUUUAUCUUCCAACAAGUGAUAUCGAUGUGGUGAUUCUGGAAUCAGGAAUCACAAAUCCUCAACUAGGUUUAAAAGCACUCUCCAGAGCGUUAUCGCAAAGGGGGAUUUCAAAGAACAUUAAGGUGAUUGCUUGGGCUCGUGUACCAAUUAUCAAGUUUGUCGAGAAGAAAAGCAAUAUUUCAUUUGAUCUAAGUUUUGAUAUGGAGAAUGGACCAAAGGCAGCUGAGUUUAUACAGGAUGCUGUAUUAAAGAUGCCUCCUGUACGACCAUUAUGUCUAAUUCUAAAAGUAUUUCUACAGCAGAGAGAACUCAAUGAGGUGUACAGUGGUGGAAUUGGUUCAUACGCACUUCUAGCAAUGCUCAUUGCAUUUCUCAAGUACCUCAAAGAUGGUCGAAGCCCACCUGAGCAUAACUUGGGAGUUCUGUUGGUUAAAUUCUUUGACUUUUACGGGCGAAAACUAAACACGGCAGAUGUCGGUGUAUCUUGCAAGAAGGGUGGCUCUUUCUUUUCAAAGUACAACAAAGGUUUUCUAAACACAGCCCGACCAGGGCUCAUCUCUAUCGAGGAUCCACAGACACCAGAGAAUGACAUUGGCAAGAACUCAUUCAACUACUUUCAGAUUCGAUCAGCAUUUUCAAUGGCUUUGUCUACAUUGACAAACACGAAAGCUAUUCUAGCCUUAGGACCGAACCGAAGCAUCCUCGGCACAAUAAUCAGACCAGACAGGAUUCUGUUAGAGCGCAAAGGUGGUAAAAACGGGGAUGUCACUUUCAACAGCUUGCUCCCCGGAGCUGGGGAGCCAUUGCCAAUGUCAGCUAACGGCAAAAGCAAUGGAGGACUGUUCUGCAAUUGGCAACUAGAAGAAGACGAAGAAGGCUCGUUCCCAAGAGGGGAUACUACUCCAGUGGUAGACACUCCUGGUAAGAAAAGUAAAGAGUCUUCUCGAAAGAAGAAGAAUAAGGGAAAGAGGAAGAUGGUUGACGAAGAGGAAACAGAAACGAGUUCAAAGAAAAGACGUCGGAAGAAUAAGUUGAAGCAUGAAACAAGCCGAUGGUGAAAAAACCUUGGCAGCUAGCGUCAGCUUAGUGUGUGAAUUAUAAUUUGGUAAAAACAUAUCUAAUACUGUUGUAACGAAUUAACAUAUGAUACUAUUGAAUAAUUUAGUUACUAAAGUUUAAAUAUUACAUAUUUAUCUUUAGAAACAUUAA
This is a messenger RNA of Raphanus sativus (radish), 1887 nucleotides long. RefSeq lists its product as uncharacterized. The record is from RefSeq and is a predicted model, not a curated record. The transcript is spliced from 13 exons. NCBI's taxonomy places the organism in Eukaryota, Viridiplantae, Streptophyta, Magnoliopsida, Brassicales, Brassicaceae. Gene Ontology annotation, cellular component: TRAMP complex; nucleolus. Gene Ontology annotation, biological process: RNA 3'-end processing. Gene Ontology annotation, molecular function: mRNA binding; poly(A) RNA polymerase activity. The coding region runs from base 159 to 1736 and encodes 525 amino acids.